UGUUUUUCAUGGUGGUUGCAUGAUAGUGCGAAUGACAGUUUUACAAGGUAUGCAAAAUUAUAGUACUGAAAUCAAGGGCAAAGUGUGAUGCAUAUAUCGAUUCAGAUUUAUAUGCACAAGUGACAAUUAAUUUCUCGCAAACGAUUGCGUAUGUAUUCUUAAGGAAAACCCCAACCGCAUGAGUUCACAAUUUAUGAAUAAUAAUUUCCGGAAAUGUUUAUAAACGUGGAAUUUUGCAGCCAUCGCUUGCGCAUUACGCAUUGAAAAAAUAACAACCAGGGAAGGUUUUCGUCCUUGUUUAUAAUGCUUCUUACAAGAAACACAUAUUUGGUCGAGCUAACAUCAACUUUAUUUUCAAAAAUGGUUGUCCCGGAACAGAAUUCAUAUAAGCUUGACCCAUAUCUUCGACGACGUUCGACUCAUAUUUAUCAAUCGAUUAUCGUGGAGACCGGUAAUGAACUAGAACCCACUGAUUCUGAAAAUGAUGAAAGGAAUCAAUUAAGUGCCGCAAUUCCUGUGCCUGGUUCAUGGAAAAUAUUUGUCCUUACAACUUCUGUGACUAAUUAUUUUUGCUGUGGAUGUAAUCUAACCAGGAUCAUUUCCAACUUGAAAAAUUAUUCAAUCAAUUCACCCAUCACUUGGGCAGUGGAAAAGUUGGGAGGAGAACAAAUUGCAGGGAUAAAGAAAAAAUUGGCAUCUUCUGUGACUGAUUGGAUCCUAGAUUUUACAACAACAGUCUCAUAUUUAUUUCGUUCUGACUUGAUUAAUGCAACAUUGACCUAUCUCAUUGUGCUAUUAUGCGGAGUAGUCUCAACUUUUGUCUUCUUACGUCAUCCAGACAUCCGCUCAGUAAUGAAGAAGAAAGCGAAGGAAGUGGGAUUCGUGUGGACUCUCCUCUUGUUCAUCCCAACAUUUUUUUCUAUCGUGAGUUGUCGGUUGUGGCUGUUUGUUGAAUCAGAGUCUCACCGUCUUAUUAAACGGGAACGCUCAGCAGAAGAGAUAAUUGGCAACGCAAUCGCAGAAGAUGAUGGCGUAGAAGAAGAACUGUCAACCAAGUUCAAAGACUGGACGUUAACAGCUUUGUGGUUGGAAACUGUUUUGGAAGCAAAGCCUCAAGCAGUUAUUCAAACCAUGUUUCUCAUUGAGAGGAUUUUGGCAACGUCCAACGCUACAAUCUCCGACUUUUUGGCUUUGCCAAUGCUUCUCUCUCUGUGGUCAAUGUACACUGUGACAAAUUCAAUUUACGAAAUAGUCGUCCUGAAUUUUACGGAUGAUACUGGAGUAUUUGGAAAACUGUAUGGAAAUACGUACACGGCGAUGAGCACCCUUGCUCCAGCCCUGGUGAUAAGUGUGAUGCGUAAUUUUGCGAGAUCUAUGAUGGAACAAUUCUUAUUGACAUUGGCCUCCUUGGGACUUUACUAUAUUAUUUUUGAAAUAUUUUAUCAACUCACAUACUUAUUUUGCAGCUUAUCUUCAACCGAAUUUAAGAAACAUGGAACAUUUGUCAAAGUCUACACGGUAAUUCUUGCCUUGAUUUUUUCUGGUUGUGUAACCGUCUGGGGAUUUACUAAUGCGACCCAAACUUCUGCUACCCUUAAAGUUAAAAUUGUUUCCGGCGUAUUUAUACUAUUUCUUACUCUAAACGCACUAACUUGUUUUAAGUCAUUUGACUUUGUGGAAGAAUGCUUUCGCUUGAAAAAUGUUAAAAUCGAUGAAGCAUGGAACAAGUUUAAACUUAGAAAAUCAACAGGAUCGCAUUGAUUACAAUAAUUAAAAUCCACGAUAAGUUCUUUACGAGUUGAUAAUUAUUGUCAUUACCAUUUAGAUAACUCAGUUUAUCAGUCACAGAGACUUGAUUCGAAAGUUGAACAUGAAAUUCGUCAAGUACUUCUGAACAAAUAAAUAACCCUGAUAAAUAAGGAAUACUUUGUAAAUUUUGUGGAAAUAAAUAAUGCGACUUGGUCGUUUGUCAUUCUAUAACAAGA
Folsomia candida is the source of this 1985-nucleotide messenger RNA. RefSeq lists its product as uncharacterized. Lineage: Eukaryota; Metazoa; Arthropoda; Collembola; Entomobryomorpha; Isotomidae. The record is from RefSeq and is a predicted model, not a curated record. Gene Ontology annotation, cellular component: membrane. The transcript has 6 exons. Bases 304 to 1761 code for a protein of 485 amino acids.